Mytilus californianus (California mussel) is the source of this 867-nucleotide messenger RNA. RefSeq lists its product as uncharacterized. The transcript is spliced from 7 exons. Bases 187 to 867 code for a protein of 226 amino acids. Lineage: Eukaryota; Metazoa; Mollusca; Bivalvia; Mytilida; Mytilidae. The record is from RefSeq and is a predicted model, not a curated record.
CAUCACAUCAAAAGUAAUUUAAUUUUUUUGUCAUAAAAUGAUGAUUUGUUAAUUUUGAUCUUUUGUUGUAAUGUAAUACACAUAGCAUUUUCAUGCUGAAAUUAGCAAUUUUUCCAACUUCAAAAAUUUAAUUUAACCAUAACAUUGCCAUACAAAUGUAUAUAUUUCAUUUAUGUUUCAGUUGCAAUGUACUGCCAACACUGUGGGGAAAAUCUUCCCAAUACUGCACACUUUUGCACAGAAUGUGGCAAGUCAGUCACAUCAUCAUCAGAAUCUGAAAGCUUAAAAAUGUCAACAGAAUUAUCCUCAGAUGGUAGAAGAAGUCUUGACGCUUUAAGGAAAAGAUUUCUCAAUAGCAAGUCUGAAGCUUCUCCACCCAAAAAAAGCUGUGUGAAGCCAGCUUUAAAAAAGAAAGAGACAACAGAGGAUAUACAAGUGCAUUUACAAGUUCAAAUUUUGGACAGGCAUGACAUAGCAGUUAAGAGGGUUUUCCCUACUUCAGAAGAUAUCUUAUCAGGCAAGAUAUCUAUUACAGUGCCGAUCAAGUCAACUGGUGUCUACUGGAUAAACAAAGUUCAGGAAUAUUUUCAUGGAAAUUAUAAUUUACAGCUUAUGAGAGUUUGUUCUUUUGGUUAUAGUGUGGUUGAAAACCCAGAAGAUUACAAUAUUGCUAAUUUGAAGUGUGAGAUGAAAAAGUUAAAGAAGAAGGCCAGUGAUUUGCAAGCAUAUGUUAAAUGUGUAGACAAAGGGCAAAGAGACAAAUUAGAAUUGACUGAAAGAUCAUGUGUCAAAAAAGAUAAAGAUCAUGUUACCAGGGUAACAGAAUCAAGGACAACUUCAACUACUGCUGUCCAGAGAAAUAUUUGA